Epinephelus moara (kelp grouper) is the source of this 2146-nucleotide messenger RNA. RefSeq lists its product as uncharacterized. Gene Ontology annotation, cellular component: membrane. Lineage: Eukaryota; Metazoa; Chordata; Actinopteri; Perciformes; Serranidae. The record is from RefSeq and is a predicted model, not a curated record. Gene Ontology annotation, biological process: potassium ion transmembrane transport; stabilization of membrane potential. The transcript has 10 exons. Gene Ontology annotation, molecular function: potassium ion leak channel activity. The coding region runs from base 350 to 2146 and encodes 598 amino acids.
GAGCACUGCGACGAGAUGUUUAACCUUUGGAGGAUUAUCCAGUUAGAGCUGUCAUUCCCAAGAUACUAAACACCAACUUUUUCUUGGUGUUGCCAUAACAGCAUUCUAAUAGUCUCUCCGUUCUCCGUUAAGUACAUUUUUGUCUCCUUCUUGACAAUUUCCUGUUUGCACUUUUGGAGAAGAAUGUUGCAGUGUACAGUAAUGGAUCUACCUUUGGGGAGCUACUCAUAAGGUCUAAGAUUUCAUCAAGACUGUUGACUAUAGACUGUUAGUCCUUCCUGAAGUGAUUAACCUCUUUCCUGAGAUUAAGCAUCAGUCUUUAGGUCUAUUCCGGUGCUGGAGAAGGUUGAUGGCGAGGUUCCAGUUUGUGCCAGUCAAAUUGAGCUGGACAGCAUUUUUGGCUCUGGCCCACUUCACAUAUCUGCUGAUUGGGGCCACCAUCUUCCAGAUCCUGGAGCGAGAGGCUGAGAACAACAACCGAAACCACUUCCAACUGGAGAAAUUGAAUUUCUUGGCUAACUACACCUGUCUGGAUGGACCAGCCUUGGAGAAGUUUGUUGAGGUUAUUUUGGAUGCCUGGGAAAAGGGAGUGAACCCCUCGGGCAACUCAACAAACCCCAGCAACUGGGAUUUUAGUAGCUCCUUCUUUUUUGCAGGCACAGUAGUCACAACUAUAGGCUAUGGCAACCUCUCCCCCAGCACUGUAUCUGGUCAAGUGUUUUGUGUGUUUUACGCACUGUGUGGAAUCCCACUGAACCUGGCCUUCCUCAAACAACUGGGAAAAUGUCUCACCAUCCAUCUGGGGCGACUGGAGAGGGGAAUGGUCUCCGUUGUUCCACACAAGCAAACAGUUGAGGCUCUGGCAGUGAGUUUGUUCUUCAUCGCAGGCAGCGUGCUGUUUUUGGUCAUCCCCCCUCUGCUGUUCAGUUAUGUGGAAGGCUGGACGUUUGGCGAGGGCUUCUAUUUCGCCUUCAUUACUCUCAGCACCAUUGGUUUUGGAGACUAUGUGGUGGGGACUGACCCAGGCAAGGAUUACAUCUCUCUGUACCGUAGCCUUGCAGGCAUAUGGAUCAUCUUUGCCUUGGCUUGGCUUGCUCUCAUCCUCAACAUAGGAGCCAGAAUAAUGGAGCAUGCAAUUGGCCUGACUCAUCCAAGCUUUAAAAAACAAGAAGAGGAAGAGGACGUGUCAUCCAGUAAACUAGAGGACACUGCCACCAGGGGAACAGAGAUGGGAAUAAAGGAAGUGUUCAACUUGGCACGGGUGCCCUCCAUCCUCAUGCUUGGGGUGGUUUACAUCACUUAUGUGCUGAUCGGCGGUGUGAUUUUCUGGAAGUUGGAGGGAGAUCUUGGAACGAAGGACAUCAGUCUUUUACUGUCGCACAAAAAGAGGGUGCUCGCAACGUACACCUGUCUGAACCAAGAAGGCCUGGAGGAGGUGGCUCAGGUUGUUCAAGAUGCGUCCAAGGUGGGCCUAAGUUUGAAAGGCAACUACACCACGGACGGCUUCUGGAAAUUCACCAGUUCAGCUGUGUUUGCUGCCACUGUGGUCACAACUAUAGGUUAUGGGAACAUGAGUCCGAGCUCUACUGCUGGCCAGAUCUUCUGUGUGUUCUUUGCACUAUUUGGUAUCCCGCUCAACAUGGUGGUGCUCAACAGGGUGGGCAAAUACAUGCUUGCUAUAGAGAGGAACAUCUCCGACUUCCUGGAGGGGAAGACCGGGCGAAGGAAGUGUACCCGCUUUUUUGUCCACCUGGUGUCAUACCUAUCUGGAGCAGUGCUCUUCUUUGUUGUGCCCAUGAUUGUGUUCCAGCAGCACGAGGGCUGGACUUUCUCCCAAGCCAUCUACUACUGUUUCAUUACUCUGAGCACCAUCGGCUUCGGAGACUUUGUGGCAGACAGUAAUCCAGACAAAACUUACCCAGAGUGGUACAGCAUCCUCAUGGCCUCAUGGAUCUUCUUUGGCCUGGCCUGGCUGGCCCUCCUCAUCAACCACUCUAUUGACAUCCUGGAGCGACUCAACACUCACUGCAAACAGCGGUGGGGUGGACAGAAGCCAGAGGAAGAGUCUGGCACCACAGAAGGCGACAACCCAGACACACAGCUGGAGGAGGAAGACGAGAUCAAGAAGCCUCCAAUGAGUCAGUAA